Acanthosepion pharaonis is the source of this 720-nucleotide messenger RNA. Lineage: Eukaryota; Metazoa; Mollusca; Cephalopoda; Sepiida; Sepiidae. The record is from the annotation of a GenBank genome assembly.
AUGUAUAAGGGAGUUUUCUUUUCUUUCUUUCUCAAAUCGUUUAUUUCUUACUUUCUUUCUUGUUCUCUGACUGUCUGUCUGCCUGCCUGCCUGCCUACCUACCUACCUACCUAUCUAUCUAGCUAUCUAUCUAAUAACUUCUCCGAUCAAUUUCUAUGCUAUAUUAUUCUAUCAACAUCUCUCUGUGUGUUCUUUAACUUUAUCUUCUCGGUCUGUUCAUAUCUAUCUAUCUAUCUAUCUAUCUAUCUAUCUAUCUAUCUAUCUCUCUCUCUCUCUAUAUAUAUAUAUAUAUAUAUAUAUAUAUAUAUAUAUAUAUAUAUAUAUAUAUCCAGUCUAUUCAUAUCUAUCUAUCCAAUCUGUACAUUAUCUAUCUAUCUAUCUAUCUAUCUAUCUAUCUCAUCUAUCUAUCUCGGGCACUUCAUGAUCUGUUUAUCUACCUACAUCUCUAUCUAUUCCAAUUUCUUCAUAUCUACCUAUCUAUUCGAGUCUGUUUUAAUCUAUCUAUCUAUCUAUCUAUCUAUCUAUCUAUCUAUCUAUCUAUCUAUCUAUCUAUCUCAGGCAGUUCAUGAUCUAUUUAUCUACCUUCAUCUCUAUCUAUCUAUCUAUUCCAAUUUCUUCAUAUCUAUCUAUCUAUUCGACUCUGUUCUAGACUAUCUAUCUAUCUAUCUAUCUAUCUAUCUAUCUAUCUAUCGUUCCUUACUCUAUUCUCUUUACCUCUAA